Molecule: messenger RNA, 1068 nt
Organism: Emiliania huxleyi CCMP1516
Lineage: Eukaryota; Haptophyta; Isochrysidales; Noelaerhabdaceae
Exons: 5
Coding region: 1-1068 (355 amino acids)
Source: RefSeq, a predicted model, not a curated record
AUGGUACGGGACCCCUCGAUCCGAGGCGACUUUGUGCUCGUCAAGAUCGACCUCAAAAACGCGUACAACGAGAUCGAUGGUUCGGCGCUUCUCCGCCGCUGCUCGGAGCGGACGCGGCUCUUUGAGCAGCACCACCUCGAGGGGCAGACGUGCCGCGCUGAGACCUCGCGUGGCGGCGACUCGGCGACCGGCACGCAGCAGGGCGGGCCCCCAUCGAGCGGCGCCUUCUGCAUCGCCAUCCAGCCGGAGCUGGCUGCCCUCGACGCCGAGCUGAGGCCGUUCGGUGGCGGGGCUUGGGCGGAGAUGGACGACAUCUUCGCGCUAGGACCGGCGGCCGCCGUCUUCCCGGCGGUCAAGCGCUUCGGCGAGGCGGUCAAGGCGUCGCUCAACCUCGAGAUGCAGGUCUCGAAGCUCGAGUGCUUCUCUCCCGAGUACAACCUCUCGCACUGCCCGUGGCGGGAGGCGUUGGGCGCGCCAGUCGGCAUGGUGCUGGCAGGGUUUGUGGAUGCGUGGUUACGCGCCCAGGUGAGCAGUAUCGAGAGCUACAUCGAGAAGACGGUUCUUUCGCUACGUGCUGCGAGCCCCCACGCGCUGUGGGCCGCCAUCUACUACUCCUGCUCUGCCAAGUUCGACUUCAUCCUCCGGCACCUCCCUCCCGACCAGACGGCGUGCGGCUACGAGGGCGUGCUCUUCGACGCCAUCACCGCGCGGCGGGCUCGCCUGCCUGCGCGGAUGCGCGGCCUCGGCCUGCGCUCGCUCGAGGAGGUGGCGCCGGCUGCGUUCUGCGCCUGCUUUGUCGAGGCGGCCGAGAGGUUCCUCGACAGGUCGACGCCCGGCGGCGGCAGCGAGCGUGGCUUCUUCCAGAUGCUCGCUCCGCUCUUCGGCCACGGCGCCUUCGAGUUGCCGUACCCGAACAGCCCUCGCCUCUCGCGCUUCCUCUCGGGCUGCACCACCAACGUCAACCCGCUCGGCGCGCAACUGGGGCAGCUGACGCCGACGGGCGAGUCCUUCAAGAGGGCGUGGGAGGGCAUGCAACGAGAGGUCCGCGGCUGGAUCCUUGGAUGCUGA